This is a messenger RNA of Racocetra fulgida, 200 nucleotides long. The record is from the annotation of a GenBank genome assembly. NCBI's taxonomy places the organism in Eukaryota, Fungi, Glomeromycota, Glomeromycetes, Diversisporales, Gigasporaceae.
AAAUAAUGGUGGAAGAUUUUCAACAACCACAGUUGCAGAAAAUAGCGAUUCUGAAUAUAGUGAUUCUGAAUAUAAUAAUUCAGAAUAUAGUGAUCCAGAACUUCUAAUUUAUGAAUUAGAGAAUAGUAAUGAGGCAAAUUUUGAUAAUGAAAAGACAGAACUUAAUGAAGAAGAAGCUAAGCAGUUGAUAUAUGAAAAUA